Molecule: messenger RNA, 696 nt
Organism: Ceutorhynchus assimilis (cabbage seed weevil)
Lineage: Eukaryota; Metazoa; Arthropoda; Insecta; Coleoptera; Curculionidae
Source: the annotation of a GenBank genome assembly
AUGCAAAAGUGCCCGUGUAAAUUCAAGCCUGUUACUCACGUAAUAUUUGAUAUGGAUGGAAUUAUUUUCGAUACUGAGCCAAUUUAUGAAGAAGCAUUUAUCAAAACGCUAGUAGCUUAUGGCAUCGAACCAGAUUACGAUUUAUACGCAACAGUAUGCGGUACCCCUAGUCCUAAAGUAGCUGAAAUUACGUUAAAAAAAUACCGUAACUUAAAAACUACCCAUAAUGAAUUUAUUGAAGAGUACAGGCAACACGCUAAACUAGGUUUCAAAAACCUAAACCUCAUCCCAGGUGUUGAAAAAAUGAUAAAACAUCUACACUCCAACAAUAUCCCAUUGGCUAUAGCCACUUCUUCAUCUCAAGAAUCCGCUUUACAAAAAUUGCAAAGAUUCCCACAAAUUUACCAACUAUUCAAACACAUUGUAUAUGGCAACGAUCCUGAAAUAAAACAUGGCAAACCUGCACCAGACUCUUAUUUACUUUGUGCAGCUAAAUUUCCUGUAAACCCAUCGAAAUGUUUGGUUUUUGAAGAUUCUACAAAUGGAAUGCAAGCAGCUUUGGCAGCUGGAAUGCAAGUGGUUCUAAUUCCUAACGAAACAGUUCCAAAAGAACAGUGGGCCAAAGCUACAUUGAAAGUGGAAUGUUUUGAUGAUGUGAGGCCAGAGUUAUUUGGAUUACCUCCAGUUCAAAUAUAA